GUAGAAGGUACCCUUUUUUAGUUUUUUGGGCAUCCAGAUCAUCCAAGAAUACUAUUGGGAAAGGCAGUCCUCUCUGGCAGUACAUGCUGGAUCACUCUUUGCGGGAACAUCCAAUUCUAAAGAAGCUGCGGCUGCUCACCACUGAUCAUCCCUGGGGUAUGAUAAUGGUGUCCUGUGACCAGGCACAGCUUAUGGCAAAUUUGGUCAAACUCAUUAAAGCCAAGAAAGUUAUUGAAAUAGGUGUUUUUACAGGUUAUAAUGCCUUGAAUAUGGCGCUUGCCCUGCCAGAUAAUGGCAGAGUUAUUGCCUGUGAUAUAAAUGAGGACUAUGCCAAAAUUGGAAAGCCACUGUGGAAGGAGGCAGGAGUAGAGCAUAAAAUUGACCUGCGGAUUAAGCCAGCAAUUGAAACACUUGAUGAACUGUUGGCCAGUGGAGAAGCGGAAACCUUUGACUUUGCUUUCAUUGAUGCGGAUAAAGAAAGCUACAAUGAGUACUAUGAAAAAUGUUUGCGCCUCAUAAAGAAAGGGGGAAUAAUAGCUAUUGAUAAUGUCUUUUUCCAUGGAAGGGUGCUAAACCCAAGAAAGAAUGACUUGGGAGCCCAGACCAUCCACCACCUCAAUGAGAAGCUUCUCAGAGAUGCACGAGUCAAUAUCAGCAUGCUCCCAAUGGGGGAUGGAGUCACGUUAGCGUUCAAGUUGUAA
This is a messenger RNA of Tauraco erythrolophus (red-crested turaco), 701 nucleotides long. Lineage: Eukaryota; Metazoa; Chordata; Aves; Musophagiformes; Musophagidae. The record is from RefSeq and is a predicted model, not a curated record.